GCAUUACCACGUCACGUGGUCAAAAGAAACGUCACUUGUUGUCAUAUGUUUCUUUUUAUGACAAUCGCGAUCACAAUCUCAACCAAUAACAUACACCAUAGCUGGCUUGUUAACUGUUGCUGCGCUGUGAUUGGUUGGCUGGAUUUAAGCUGAUAGCCUUUUUAAGGAGCUCCGAGACGCGGCCUCGGCCCCCUUAGCAAAAAACUUUGAAGACGAAAGUCUGAUUUGGAUUUUGCUAGCUUCUUAUUGAGAGAGAGAGAGAGAGAGAGAGAGACGGAGAAAUACACAUACAUACAUACAAAUACUUGCACACAUUCACCCAAAAACAGCAGCACUGUUUACUUCUUCGGAAUUUGGACUUGCUCAACACGAUGCCACGGGGCAAGUCUUUUCGUCGUUCUGAGGCAGCCAAGCGGCGCAUGGCAGAUCGGCGACAGGUUGACGUGGAACCGCAGCAGCCUGCCAAUACCUCGGUCGCACACCACGGCAUCGGUCAGCGCCAUGCUGUGCGACGUUGGCAGCAGUCGUCCCUGACGGGACGUCAGCACAAGCUUGUUUUGCCGUGCGAGUCCCCUGACAAGAAGUUUGUUCUGGUUGUCGGUGAUUCGCAUCUACGUGCUAUCGUAGAUGGCUUUGUCCCCAUGCCAGAGGGCUCCCUCUCCUUUGGCAUGAUGUGCACUCCCGGGGCCUGUGCGAUGGAGCUGAGGACUGAGUUGCUGCAUGCUGCUGUUCCUCGGACUCCUGACGCAGUCCUGGUCAUUGCACCAAGCAACAACCUGACAUCCAGCAGGACCAUCGACGAGGCAGGGGCAGACUUUGCUAAGUUCCUGCGCGCUGCCUGCUCGCGAUGGCCUAACGUGUGUGUCACAGACUUUUCACCCCGUCUGACCGUUGAAGUCCUUCAGCAAGACUUCUUGCGCCAAGAGUUCCGCCGUGUGGCAGCACGUAUGGGUGUCAGGUACUUCCCUUUUGCUGAGCAUUUCCCCAUGGACCGCCGUGAGCUAUGGAGCAGAGAUGGUGUUCACCUCAGCGAUAGUCAUGGCAUGCCCAUUUUCGCCGGGCUGCUGUGGUCUAUUGCAUACGAGUUCCUGCAGCCUCCGACACCAAAGCCACAGCCUGCUCCCAGACCGUCGCUGCCUCGUAGGCAGGUUCUGCCGAAGGUGGUCGUCAGGGGAGAGGUCACCGUACCUCGUCCAUCCAACCCCUUCGAGUGGACCGCCGUUGGCAAGGGGGGGAAGAGGAAGGCACCUGAGGAACUUGAGCAGUCCUCUGGUGCAGAGAGGGUGGUUCAGCAGCAGACUGGCGCAACUUCACUCCUGGAGUGUUCCAUCCAGCCCAACCCUGUUUGGUUCAGCAGUUCGGUGUUGGCUGCGAUGGAUGCUGUUGUUCCAUCCCAUCUUCCUACCCCUUCUACAGAGUCUACUGCUGUUCCACGAAGCUCAAAGCGUUCAAAAGUGGAACAUCGUCGGACUUCUACACGCCAGAAGGUCGCCGCCACUGCCACCGCCGCCGCCACCACCGCUCUUCUGAAAGUGGAUGCCAGGGGGGAGGUCGCCACCACCGCCGUCGCCGCUGCCGCCACCGCUGCUGCCGUCGCCGCGCCGGGGGGGGACCUUCAGCCUGUCGUCCCAGUCGAGAUGGGCAGUAUGCAGUUGUUGACUCCCACGCACGUGGUGCUGAUGGCAUGGUAG
Centropristis striata (black sea bass) is the source of this 1691-nucleotide messenger RNA. RefSeq lists its product as uncharacterized. NCBI's taxonomy places the organism in Eukaryota, Metazoa, Chordata, Actinopteri, Perciformes, Serranidae. Bases 372 to 1691 code for a protein of 439 amino acids. The record is from RefSeq and is a predicted model, not a curated record. The transcript is spliced from 13 exons.